Molecule: messenger RNA, 1285 nt
Organism: Perca flavescens (yellow perch)
Lineage: Eukaryota; Metazoa; Chordata; Actinopteri; Perciformes; Percidae
Gene: mtif3
Product: mitochondrial translational initiation factor 3
Exons: 4
Coding region: 228-1094 (288 amino acids)
Biological process (GO): ribosome disassembly; mitochondrial translational initiation
Cellular component (GO): mitochondrion
Molecular function (GO): translation initiation factor activity; ribosome binding
Source: RefSeq, a predicted model, not a curated record
AUGAAGAAGUACAUGGCGGAAGAAGGCACAACAGUCCACAACAGUCACCCUGAGAUAGUGGAAAUAUUGAUGUACAGUGAGUAAACAGCACGACAAUAGAAGAUACAUUUAGGGAAGUUAUUUACUGGCAAGAUUAGCGUGUAUCUCUGACUUGACCAUUUGUGCCUGCAUUCAUGUUUUAAACCCAGGAACUUCCUUCGUGUGUAGGCUAAUUGGAGAACAAGGAUAUGUCUGCAGGUUGUGUGAGGUGGAUGCUGAGCCAUACAGUGAGAGCUGUGUGUGGUGGCAGCAGCUGUGUCUACUGGACACCAGCAUCAAGAUUCCCCAUAUGCAGUGAACGAUCCAACAUCAUUGCUUCCUCCUGGAGAUGGUCUCCAUUCUCCACUGGCGUAGACAACACAGAACAGACUGCCGCUCCAAAGAAAAAAAAGCCAGAUCCCAGAGGUCAUGCCACAAUCAGCGCAGUCGGCCGUAAGAUCCCGCAGCGUGAGAUACAGGUGAUAAGCGAGACAGGCGAGAACUUGGGCACCAUGCACCGCGCAGAUGUGAUCAGAGUCAUGGACGAGCAGGGUCUCAAAUUGGUGCUGCUCAGUGAACGCAAAGAUCCUCCUGUCUACCGGCUGAUGAGCGGCAAACAGAUCCAUGAAGAGCAACUGAAACUGCGGGAGAAGCAGAAAGCAAAAGCAGCCCCCGUGCAGGUGAAGGAGCUCACCUUUUCAUCCGGCAUCGCAGCUCAUGAUCUCUCAACCAAGAUGAAACAAGUGGAGAGUUGGCUGGAGAAGAAGAACCAUGUUAGAAUUACUUUGCGAUCAGGGCGCGGCGGACCUGCAGUCAACCUGGACACAACUCUGGAGCAGAUAGUGCAACAAAUGGAGGUGAUGGUGGGAUUUGUUUCUAAGCCAAAAGCCAUACGUGACGGUCAAGCAGCCAUGUGCAUCCUCCGACCACCUUCAGCAAAGGAACUGUCACAAAAAGGGAAGAACAUGGCCGCAGCUACGCAGUCUGACGACUCAAGUUCGAACGCCACCGAGAGCAAAACAUCCAUCCCUCCUGUUAGCAACUCGGACACAACAGAAGGAUCUAUACAGCAGUGAUCCCAUGGAAUAUAAAACAUUCUCAUAAAAAACGAAUUGAAGUCUGUUGCUAAAAUCUCACAUUUUGGUGUCAACUUGUAGUGUAUUUAAUAAAGCUUGGUGUAUAAUAAUGAUGCAUCCAGCAAAAUGGACUUACCAUUAGUCCUCUGAAAGUUUUAACGGUGGCAGAGAUACACUAGUCCCAAAACGUU